This is a messenger RNA of Cheilinus undulatus (humphead wrasse), 777 nucleotides long. Its product is annotated as phosphatidylethanolamine-binding protein 4. Bases 101 to 685 code for a protein of 194 amino acids. The transcript has 7 exons. The record is from RefSeq and is a predicted model, not a curated record. NCBI's taxonomy places the organism in Eukaryota, Metazoa, Chordata, Actinopteri, Labriformes, Labridae.
GUCGUUCACUGCGCAGGCGGCAGCAUUAACAGCGACCUGAAGCAGCAGCAGAGGAGGAAACCUGCAGCAUUACAACAAGUGGAAAACGUCUGAUUGGGAGAUGGCUGUACUGGCACCGUUCCUGGUGUUAUGUGCUUGUGUUUUGGGGUUUCAUCAUGCGGAAGCAGCAGCAGACACCCCGAGCAUUCAGGAGUCUUCUUACUGUCAUGAUGGGCUAGAGGUGAAGUAUCCAGAACUGGAUGUUAAGAAAUGCCUCAGAGUUGAAUGGGAUCUCAGAAAGAAGCUGACUACAGUCUGGAAGGCCCCACAGGUUAAAUAUUCUCGAGCAAAAGAGACUAUGAAGUAUGUUCUGGUGAUGAUUGAUCCCGAUGCUCCGAGCCAUACGAACCCAACGGGUGCUGACUGGAGACACUGGCUGGUUGUGAACAUACAGGGUAAAUUACUGAAGAAUGGAGAGAUCCAAGGAAAAACUCUCACUGAGUAUCGUCCUCCAUCCCCACCGAGAUCCCGUGGUUUCCACCGCUACCAGUUCAUGUUGUAUGAGCAGCCUCCAGACAAAUCAGUGUUCCUCACUGAGAAGGAGAGUUCACAUGCUAAAUGGAGUCUCUCAAACUUUGUCACAAAGUUUGGCCUUGGAAAGGAAGUGGCCGCUGUGCAACUCCUCACCCAACACUAUGAGGACUGAAGGAUUCUCAAUGUCUGAAAGAAGAAUCUGUCAUUACAAUGAUGACUUUCUCUGAAUUAAACAGCAUCAUUGUUCAAAGCAUACUACAGGCC